Molecule: messenger RNA, 932 nt
Organism: Enterobius vermicularis (human pinworm)
Lineage: Eukaryota; Metazoa; Nematoda; Chromadorea; Rhabditida; Oxyuridae
Source: the annotation of a GenBank genome assembly
AUGGGUUCAUGCGAGGCUGAUUACUGUUACAUUGAACGAAAACCGGCUGAUGGUUAUGGCAAAUACCGGAUAACUAAAGGCUGUGUUAGGAGACCUCCAAGAAAACUGUUGGGUUGUGACUACGACUAUUUUCAGGAUCAUAUUCUCUGCGUCUGUUAUGGUCGCUUUUGCAAUGAUGCCAUAUAUUUUCGACCAGUUACAAGACGUAAUGUUACAUGCAGAAAAUGUCCCGAACGAGAUCCGGACUGUGGUGAUACCUGUCAGGGACAGUGGUGCCAUGAAGAUACUACGACAGGAUCAGCUGGUUGCGGUUAUGGACCUCCAGCAUUACCAUUUUUUUAUAAGAGUCUUGAUCUGUUGGCACACAGAAGCCGGAUCUGCAUUUCGAUUAGCAGAGGAACAGGCAAAGCUCAUAGACACUGCGUUUGUAAAACAAAUAAUUGUAACGACCUAAAUCGAAGAUAUCAGCCAUGGGAAAAAAUUGCUGGUGAUUUUAACGCAUUUCGAUUCAACGCUCAUACGGGUAAUGAAUUAGCUUUACAUCAGUGUGUCAGUUGCGAAAUCACUACACACAAUAUGGCUACAUCUGCAUCCUGCAAACAGGAUACAUGCAUUGGACAUUUUUGUACAUACGCUACACAACGUUCUGUGAUCACCGGUAAACGGUAUAGUACACCGGCAAUGAGUGAACGUCAAGGUUGCAUCAAUGUAACCGAUAGCGAAAAUGUACAGUUAGGCUGCACACAUACAUGGAUGGAUAAUGAAGAAGAACAGUUAUUUUGUGCCUGUAAAGGUGAUAUGUGCAAUCAAGAUCUGGCUACAGCAAGUCUCAGUGAAGCAGCUCAUAUUGUUCACCCCUCUCCUGUCGCUCUGAUCGUUCUAAUUCUCAUUUAUAGAUUUUUACCAAAUAUUAUCUUCAGCAUUCUGUGAUG